Molecule: messenger RNA, 1304 nt
Organism: Penaeus monodon (black tiger shrimp)
Lineage: Eukaryota; Metazoa; Arthropoda; Malacostraca; Decapoda; Penaeidae
Product: malate synthase 1-like
Exons: 8
Coding region: 1-1119 (372 amino acids)
Biological process (GO): glyoxylate cycle
Cellular component (GO): cytoplasm
Molecular function (GO): malate synthase activity
Source: RefSeq, a predicted model, not a curated record
AUGUAUUUUGAUUUCCAGGUUGAUGGUAAAGAAGUCCCAGGUCCAUUGUUUGAUUUUGGUCUCCUGAUGUACCACUGCGCUGCCCAACUUGUUGCAAAGGAGAGCGGACCAUUUUUCUAUUUGUCUAAGCUGGAAGGAGCCAAUGAGGCCAAAUUAUGGAAUGAAAUCUUCUGUUGGGCGCAGGAAAAGCUUGGCAUUCCGCAUGGAACAAUUAAAGCAUGUGUCCUGAUUGAGAAUGUUCUGGCAUCAUUUGAGAUGGAAGAAAUACUUUUUGAACUAAAGGACCAUUCUCUUGGAUUAAACUGUGGCAUCUGGGAUUACUCUGCAUCUUUUGUCAAUAAGUUUGGGGACAGGAAAGAUUUUGUCCUCCCUGAUCGCAACAAGUAUGUUAAUAUGCAGCGGCACUUUUUACGGUCGUAUAUGGAUUUAGUCAUUCACACAUGUCACAAGCAUGGUGCUCAUGCUACAGGGGGAAUGGCAGCAACAAUUAUAGAGUCUCGUGAUCUCAGUAUCCUGACAAAGGUGACAGAAGCAAAAAUACAAGAGUUGCUCUCUGGUGCAGAUGGUUUCAUGGUAUAUGAUACACGUCUAGUUCCAGUUAUGAGGAAGAUGGUAGUAUUAGAUAAAAGGGACAAUCAAAUAGAGAAUCGGCCAAGAAAUGAUGUUCGUGUUACUGCUGGGGAUUUGUUGCAGAUGCCUACAGGUGGAGUCACACUCGCAGGGCUGAAGCACAAUGUUGCUGUUGGAAUUCUUUUCAUAGACGCUUGGUUACGUGGAAAGGGCCACUACAUUUACAAAGGGGCUGUUGAAGAUUCGGCCACAGCAGAGAUUUCACGUUCUCAAGUUUGGCAGUGGAUUAGACACAGGGCUAAACUAGAGGAUGAUGGUGAAAUCAUCACGAGAGGUCUUGUUCAGAAAAUCAUCAGAGACUUUGUUGAUGCUACCAUAAUGUCCCAGGAUCCUGUUCCUCUGAAUUCACCAAAACACGAGGAGAGAUUUAGAGCAGCUGCAGAAAUAUUUGAAGAAAUUGUCACUAAAAGAGAUUUCCCUGAAUUUAUCACAACAUAUCUGAAUCUCGACCACACAUUCCUUAGUUACCAAAAAAUGCAUGAAGAAUGAUACUGAAAAGAAGUUUAAUUGGUGCAAUAUGGAUUUGGCCUAUGCAAAUGUAUGUGGAAUAUUUUGUGAUAUUUUUUUGACAUAUGGAAGUUAUAUAAGGUCUAACAAAUGAUAGAUUUAUUAUGUUGGAUUUUUCCCCCCCCCCAGGAAAGUAUACAUCUGUAAUUUUCUUUUGAGGUAUUAAA